ACGGUGGAUUUGUUGGCGUCAUUUAACAUCGGUGACCAGGCCAACGUUCACGUCACUCCGGGCAAGUGUGGACAGCUUCCGCUAGACGACGAGGCCUCCAGGAAGCAGCCGAUCCCGGACGAGCUCCGUCCCGGAUACGUUGUUCCACGGGGCCUUGAGAUGAAGAAGCUCCUCGCCGACCUCCUUCCAAAUACCGAUGCCUGGCGUUCAGAGAUGUCAGUGUUCUUCACUACGAGAGUGAAGCCCGGCAAUAAGGGCGAGCUGUUCACCAUCUACAGCUCGCAGGGUCGCGUUCUCCUCUCCGUUGGCAUCGACGGUCAGGUGGUUGUUUCUCACCAAGAGGCGGCCGCAGGCGUCCGGGCGGCCCGUGUUUCCGCAACUGGCAGUGCCAUCAGCUCAGAGAAACUCGGACCCUCCCUCGACGACGGACUAUGGCACCGUGUUGGACUAAAUUUCAAGGAUGGUCGUGUCCAACUUGCCGUUGACUGCAGAACGCCGGAAUCGUUCAAACUUUCCCUCCCCGUUGCGUUCAUCGACGAACGGAGCACGCUUAGCCUGCUCCCGAAUGGCUUUGAUGGUGUCAUCCAAGACCUGAUGUUUGUCCAGGGCGAUCGAAGCCUGGAACAGCAGUGCCUCAUUUACACUCCCGACUGUCCCACGGAUGGAGAUGAUGCCAUGCAGAAUGAUGAGGUAAUGAUAGUUGAAACCUCUGAAGAGGCCCUUGGUCAGACUGCUGUUCCAUUUUUCGUUUUGUUAAUUUACCAACUCUUUCAGGGCGAGCGAGGAGAACAAGGUGACCCUGGCGAACCAGGCGAAAAGGGUGAACCCGGCAAGCCAGGUCCACGCGGACCCGACGGAGAACCGGGUCCCGCCGGCCCGACCGGCUCCUUGUUUGUCGUUCCUCUGAACUUGGGUGUUGGCGGCGGCUCCCAGGCGCGUGCUGGCCACUUCCGGCAGAUACUUCAACAGCAUCUUGAAUCGCUAAGGGGUCCGCGCGGCCCCCGUGGUCUCACGGGUCCCACAGGUCCGGAUGGUCCCAUGGGUCCCCCAGGUCCUAAGGGCGAAACCGGUCCUCAGGGCGACACCGGCUUCCAGGGUCGGCGAGGUCCGAUGGGACCUGCUGGUCUCCCUGGACCAAGGGGUAAAACUGGUCGUGAUGGAGAUCGUGGUGAUCCAGGUCCUGCCGGUCCAAAGGGCCCAGACGGUCUCCCUGGAGACUCCGGGUUGAUGGGUCCCAAGGGCCCAAAGGGACCGCGCGGACCCGCGGGCCCCGUCGGCGAGACUGGGUCUCCAGGUGAAGAGGGUCCCCGUGGUCCUACUGGCGACGCCGGCGACCAGGGCGACAUGGGCCCCUACGGUCCUCGCGGUCCCCCCGGCAUGCAGGGUCCGCAUGGUCCCCGCGGCAAGACAGGAAGUCGUGGUCCCGUGGGCCUGCAAGGGGAGACUGGCGAACCCGGUCCAACUGGACUGCCCGGUCCCAUGGGACCACAAGGCCCAGCUGGGCCUGAGGGCCCUGCCGGUCCUAGAGGUGCCGUCGGCGCUCCCGGCCCCAACGGGAAGCAGGGACCCCCUGGAGCCACCGGACCCGAAGGUCGACCAGGUUAUCCGGGUCCGAAAGGUGAGGUCGGUUUGAAGGGAGACACUGGCCCGGAAGGCCAAAAGGGUGACCCCGGCCUUCCUGGUCCUCGGGGAGUCAAAGGCACUCGUGGUAUGGCUGGAGCGGUCGGCCCCAAGGGAGAUGCUGGCAAGCCUGGAGCUAUGGGUGUUCCAGGUGACCCCGGUCCGAAAGGUCUUAAGGGGAGCCGAGGUGUUCCAGGCACAAUGGGCCUUAUGGGACCACAGGGAGAAAAAGGUGAACCUGGUAAGCCCGGAGACCCAGGCCCUAGGGGAGACCGUGGUGUCCAGGGUCCAUCUGGUCUCAUGGGACCAGCAGGUCCCCAGGGCCUCCACGGAGACCCUGGUCCGGCUGGCCCACCAGGACCUCAAGGUCGUGAAGGUGAUAAGGGUGAAACAGGACCAAUUGGUCCUGCUGGAGCAGAUGGUGAACAAGGCCAACAUGGAGCACCAGGUCCUCGCGGUCUUCAAGGAAAGACUGGUCCGGCCGGUGAAAAGGGUGACCUUGGGGCCACUGGUCCUGCCGGUCCCCCUGGUCCCAUUGGAGAAAUGGGCUUCCAAGGUCAAUCAGGUCCUAGUGGCCUUCCUGGCCCGGCUGGUCCGAUUGGUCGACAAGGCCCCCAGGGUUUUCCCGGGCCACGAGGUGAGCCCGGUGAAAUCGGUCCCCCAGGUCCACGUGGACCGAUCGGAAUGACAGGUCCAGUUGGUCCAGCAGGUGAUACUGGUCCUGAAGGAGUUCCUGGCCCAGUUGGUCCUCGUGGUUCAGCUGGAGAUCCCGGCAAGGACGGCAAGGACGGCGCAAGGGGUGACAAAGGCCCAAAGGGCGAACGCGGCAACCGAGGCCCCGCCGGCCCGCGGGGUCCCCGUGGCUACACCGGACUCGACGGUCUGCCCGGCCCCGCCGGUCCAGAGGGCUUCAAGGGCGAGACCGGUCCUGACGGCGAGGUCGGACCGGCCGGUGCCAAAGGGUACCGUGGAGACUCCGGACCUAUUGGACAAGUCGGACCUCCUGGUCCGGCUGGGCCAAGAGGCGCUCCCGGCAGUCAAGGCGAAAAAGGCCCGAAAGGACCGGACGGCGUGAUGGGUCCAGUCGGUCCCCCCGGACUGCGGGGCUCUCGUGGCCGUUCAGGUCCCACUGGACCGAUCGGAGCGCCUGGAUUCGAUGGCGAAAAGGGCGAACGGGGAUCUCCGGGCCCACGGGGCAAGAAGGGCCCCGUUGGUGCGCAGGGAGUCCGAGGGAUUGCCGGACCCAUUGGAAGCACUGGAAUGCCGGGUAUUCAGGGACCCCCGGGAGCCCCUGGUCAGCCCGGAGAACAGGGACCCAUGGGCUUGAUAGGCCCUGAAGGCCUCACAGGUCCAGCUGGUCUAGCCGGUCCCAUGGGCAUGGAAGGCGUCCCGGGUCCUAUCGGGAAACGUGGACCAAAAGGCGACCGUGGACGUGAUGGCCCUCAAGGCAGCCCGGGAUCUCCAGGCCCCAUGGGAACCAUGGGUCUGACGGGACCUCCCGGCAACCCCGGGCCAGCUGGACCGGCAGGACCGGUCGGCGAUCCUGGGGAAAAGGGAGAACAGGGCCCACAGGGAACGCCCGGCUAUGAUGGACCUCCAGGGAAUCAGGGCCCACAGGGCAAGAAGGGACCUGACGGUCCACCUGGUCUUGUCGGACCACCUGGUGACCCAGGUAUGGAGGGUCCGAUGGGACCACAAGGUGCUAUGGGACCAAUGGGACCGCCAGGUCCCCAGGGCACCCGUGGUAUUCCGGGUGUAAGAGGCACUCCCGGACCAGUCGGCGAAGAUGGCGCUCCUGGCAACAACGGUCCCCAAGGCAAGGCCGGCUCCCGUGGUCCGCCUGGUCCACAGGGCCCCCAGGGACCCUCUGGACAAACCGGACCCCAAGGUUUACCGGGUGUUCGUGGCAGCAAGGGACCCAAAGGCGAGCCCGGACCGCAAGGACCACCUGGCGAGCCCGGAAUCAGGGGACCUGCCGGCAUAAAUGGACCACCAGGCCUCCGAGGACCGCCUGGGCCUCCUGGACCACAGGGUCCAAUGGGCGUCAAGGGACCCGAUGGUGAGGAAGGUCCUGAAGGCAAUGCUGGAACGACCGGCCCGGACGGGGAGAAGGGAGACCCCGGCCCCAAGGGCCCCAAGGGAAUGCACGGCCCGAUCGGACCCAUCGGACCUCCUGGACAAAGGGGAGAGCGUGGUCCGACUGGCGUGGAAGGCGAACGUGGACGCACCGGUCCCAAAGGAGCUCAAGGUCCUCCUGGACCUACGGGUAAUCCUGGUCCCCCUGGAGACCCCGGCAUGACAGGACCAGAGGGACCAAUGGGCGUUAGUGGACCUACUGGUCCAAGCGGUCCACGCGGUCCGAAGGGGAAAGUGGGGCCACCAGGUCCACCCGGACCCCCCGGUCCCGUAAAAAUUCUCGACCUCAACGCUGGCUACUUCAAGUUCGAACCCGCACGUACCAAGCGCAGCAUUGAUGACGAUGAUCUUUCCGACUUUAAGGACCCUGACGCUAAUUUAUUCCCGAACAAUGUGCCUGCCAUCGGUGCCGUUCUCCGACGGCUGUACGCUCGCAUUGAAAACCUCGAAUCUGCGGUGAAGUACUACAGGAAACCUGUGGGCACCCGUUCAUAUCCUGCUCGCCACUGUCGCGAGAUCAUGGAAGCCACCGACUCCCCGCACGGAGCAGUUUCAGGUGAAUAUUGGAUCGACCCCAACCUCGGCUCCAGCAAGGAUGCCUUCCUGGUGGAGUGCAGAUUUUCUGGCAAUGUUGCUAAGACUUGUGUACACGCAACUGCUGAGUCCAAGGCGCUCCGUUUAACCUCUCUGAAAAAGAGCAGUGGUGAAAGCAGCUGGUGGUUGUCGAAGCUUCUAGAAGAACAAGGCAACAGAACGCAGAAAUUGUUCUACGCUCCGCGCAACCAGUUGAACUUCCUACAACUGCUUCACCACAAGGCUGAACAGUCCAUCACGGCACUCUGCCGCGGCUCGGUUGUCUACUAUGAUAAUAAGAACAAAAAUUACAAUUCUGCCGCCAAUAUGCUACUCUUCAAUGGCAAAGUGAUCGACACACACCUCGAUCGUCGCGUCCGCGGCGAAGGUGGUUCUGUUCAGCUUGAGGUUAAUGUCAAGGACGAUUGUAUGGACCGUCCUCUUGCGGGAUCCACAGCCAGCUUUGACCUCGUAGCCAAGAAUCCCGAACUCCUACCCAUAUUGGAUUUGAAGAUGUUCGACUUUGGGGAGGAAAACCAACAACUUGGCUACUACCUCAACGAGGUGUGCUUCUCGUAG
Messenger RNA from Mesocestoides corti, 4908 nucleotides. NCBI's taxonomy places the organism in Eukaryota, Metazoa, Platyhelminthes, Cestoda, Cyclophyllidea, Mesocestoididae. The record is from the annotation of a GenBank genome assembly.